AUGUACGAAAGCGUGGAUGUUGUGGGUCUGAGCCCCAGCCCCGGCCGCAGCAGCCCCAGCCCCGGCUCCUUCCUGAGCAUGGACUACUACCACAGACCCCCGGGGCUCGGGCCGGAGAAGGGACUCCUGUCCGGCGUGGGACUCCAGCGUCCAUUCGGGGGGUCUCUGGUGAGGCACUGGAGCGGAUCCUGCCACUCUAUAGAGACUGAGAGCACGAGUUCAGGGGAGGACCUUCUUGUACCCAGCCCCCCCUCACCUCCACCUCCGCCCCGCAUCUACAAGCCCUGCUUUGUAUGUCAGGACAAAUCUUCAGGAUACCACUAUGGAGUCAGUGCUUGUGAGGGCUGCAAGGGUUUCUUUCGGAGAAGCAUCCAGAAGAACAUGGUGUACACCUGCCACAGAGACAAAGUCUGUGUCAUAAACAAGGUGACGAGGAACCGCUGUCAGUCCUGUCGACUACAGAAAUGUCUCGAUGUCGGCAUGUCCAAGGAGUUAGUGCGAAAUGACAGAUCGAAAAAGAAGAAGGAGGAGAAGAGGCAGGUGGAGCCGGAGAUCUACGUCCUGUCCGCAGACACGGAGCAGAUGAUUGAGCGAGUUCGUCAGGCCCAUAAGGACACAUUUCCCUCCCUCUGUCAGCUGGGAAAAUACACCACGAGCAACAGCGCAGAGCACCGUGUUUCGCUGGAUGUCAGUCUUUGGGACAAGUUCAGUGAACUGUCCACCAAAUGCAUCAUUAAGACAGUGGAGUUCGCCAAGCAGCUGCCAGGCUUCAUAACGCUCACCAUCGCUGAUCAGAUCACCCUGCUCAAAGCCGCCUGCCUCGACAUACUGAUUCUGAGGAUCUGCACCCGCUACACCCCAGACCAGGACACGAUGACUUUCUCUGACGGGUUGACUCUGAACCGUACCCAGAUGCACAACGCUGGGUUCGGACCUCUCACAGACUUCGUAUUCUCCUUCGCCAGCCAGCUGCUCCCGCUGGAGAUGGAUGAUGCAGAGACAGGAUUGCUCAGCGCCAUCUGCCUGCUCUGUGGAGAUCGUCAGGAUCUGGAGGAACCAGAAAAGGUGGACGUUCUUCAGGAGCCUUUGUUAGAAGCCCUGAAGAUCUAUGUGAGGAGGAGGAGGCCUGAUAAACCUUGUAUGUUCCCCAAAAUACUGAUGAAGAUCACUGACCUCCGCAGCAUCAGUGUGAAAGGGGCAGAGCGAGUGAUCACUCUGAAGAUGGAGAUCCCUGGCUCCAUGCCUCCUCUCAUCCAGGAGAUGCUGGAGAACUCUGAGGGUCUGGAGGGGCAUGGAGUCGGGGGAGAGAAAGGAGGAGGAAAGGGUCGAGCAGAAGGCCAGCAGGAGGAUGAAACAGACCUUAGGAGCUGCCAUCCAAGUCCGUCACCCAAAUCAGUCCACUCUCCAAGCCCAAGCCCUGCACCCUGCUCCCCAUCAUUCCCCUCACCCUCAGCCUGAAGUUCUGCACUCAGCACCUCUGCUCCACACUGCGGUGGGGGGGAGGGCAGUGCACAUGGCACAACCAGGGAAUGAUAGCAGAAACAAAUUGCACCUGAUAACAUAAUAAUAUGGAGGACAGAACAGUAUGGACUGCUGAACCUAUAAACUUGAAAUGCGAGAGAAGCAAAGUUGUUGCAGGGACGGACAGCAGGAAUACUGUGAUGUGAGGCCUGAUGGGAUGUCCAGACAUUCAUUUCAUAUAUACACUGCAAAAAAUGUGAUUUAAGUUUUUUUUUUUUUUUUUUAAAUCAUUUUAUAAUACCUGAAAUGUUAAGUAUUUUUCAGACUGUUCGACCUUAAUGAAGGAUUGUGUAAAUACUCUAUGGACACACUGAUGUUGUAUCUUACACUUACACACACGCACACACACACACACACACACGUAGGUAGAUAACAGAGGCAUGGUGGCAGUUUUUUCCAACCAUGUGGUUCUAUCAUAAAAGCAUCAGGCAGGUGUUGCCGGUGGUUAAUUCCAGCAUUGCCGAGUGUUUUGUUCAGGUGCUUCAUUUGUUCUGAUGAUGUUACAGCCUGUGAGUUUCAGCAGCAACAAUACAAAUAAACAAAAUUAAAUCCUCACAAAAUGAUGUCAACAGCUGCAGUUCUUUAGAUGCUUCUAAACAUAUAUCUACCUGGAGCAGAACCUUCUUUAAUCAGUCCUAUGUGAAUUGUCCUUCAUGUCCGUGCAGGCUGCGUCCACACUAAUACAUUUGAGUUUAAACACAUGACUUUUG
Paralichthys olivaceus (Japanese flounder) is the source of this 2231-nucleotide messenger RNA. It is a transcript of the gene rarab, whose product is annotated as retinoic acid receptor, alpha b. NCBI's taxonomy places the organism in Eukaryota, Metazoa, Chordata, Actinopteri, Pleuronectiformes, Paralichthyidae. The record is from RefSeq and is a predicted model, not a curated record. Gene Ontology annotation, cellular component: transcription regulator complex; nucleus. Gene Ontology annotation, molecular function: zinc ion binding; nuclear receptor activity; RNA polymerase II cis-regulatory region sequence-specific DNA binding. Gene Ontology annotation, biological process: regulation of transcription by RNA polymerase II; cellular response to corticotropin-releasing hormone stimulus; retinoic acid receptor signaling pathway.